Paramuricea clavata is the source of this 1929-nucleotide messenger RNA. Lineage: Eukaryota; Metazoa; Cnidaria; Anthozoa; Malacalcyonacea; Plexauridae. The record is from the annotation of a GenBank genome assembly.
AUGACAGAAGCUGAGCAUGACAAAGCUCUUCAUGAAAUUUUUGAGUGGUUUUCACUCAUUGGAUUAACCUUCAACAAAGACAAAUGUGAGUUCAGUCAAUCGCAGCUCACAUUUUUUGGUUUUGUUUUCUCAGGUGAUGGUAUUUCACCGGAUCCAGCGAAGGUUUCAGCAAUUCACAACUGCCCACCUCCAAAUUCAAUUAAAGCUGUUCGGAGUUUCCUUGGGAUGGUGACAUAUUGUGCGAUAUUUAUCCCUAAUUUCAGUGAUCUCACAGAGCCUUUGCGAAAAUUAACGAGAAAAAAUGUGCCUUUUUGCUGGACAUCUAGGCAUGCUAAAUCCUUCAACGCAGUAAAAGAUGCCCUCACAAGUGCAACAGUUAUGGCAUAUUUUGAUCAAACCAAGGAAACAGAACUUAUCACUGAUGCAUCACUUUUUGGUCUCUCAGCUAUUCUGACACAGAAAGUCCCAGGAUCAGACCAACGAAAUGUUGUUGCAUAUAUCAGUCGUUCGCUGUCGGAUGUUGAGAGACGAUACUGUCAAACAGAGCGAGAAGCUCUUGCAAUUGUGUGGGCAAUUGAACGUUUACAUAUCUAUCUAUACGGAGGACAUUUUACUCUGAUAACUGAUUGCAAACCAGUCGAGUUGAUUUUAAAUAAUCCACAAUCAAGACCUCCAGCCAGAAUUGAGAGAUGGAAUUUACGCUUGCAAGAUUAUGACUUUAAUGUAAGGUAUACAAAGGGACUUGACAAUCCAUCAGAUUUCCUAUCUCGACAUUUACCUGUUAACAACACCACUGAUGACAGACAGUUCCAAACAAUGGCUGACAAUUAUGUUUGUUUCCUUACCCAACAUGCUGUGCCAAGAGCAAUGACUCUGCCUGAAAUACAACAAGCCACCGUGGCUAAUUCAACAUUACAGAUCCUAAGCAACCUCAUCACAACAGGUAAAUGGCAUUUAAUAGACUCUCUCGACGUACAAUCCAAUCCCAAUCCCAAUGUAAAGGUUUUGGACUUGAAAGCAUGUGAGAAAAUUAAAACAGAACUUACACUAAACGAGCAUGAUGGAAUUAUAUUACGAGGCUCUCGAAUUGUGCUUCCAGAAAGCCUUAGACUAAAGGCUGUUCAAAUUGCUCAUGAAGGCCACCAAGGGCUAGUAAAAACUAAACAGUUGUUGCGAGAAAAGGUUUGGUAUCCAGGUAUAGACAAGCUUGCUAAGCACACAGUGGAUACUUGUUUGUUAUGUCAGGCAAAUGGACCAAACAGUCACCAAGAACCACUGCGAAUGACGAUGCUGCCUCCCCAACCCUGGCAUACAAUGAACAUUGAUUUUUGUGGACCAUUUCUAGGUGGUUCAUAUCUGUUAGUGAUUAUUGAUGCAUAUUCACGAUUUCCAGAGGUGGAAAUUGUAAGUUCAACAUCUGCAAAAUCAACAAUAUUGAAACUUGAACAAAUUUUUGCCACACAUGGUAUUCCAAAGGUGUUAAAGAGUGAUAACGGUCUACCAUUCCAGAGCCAUGAAUUUAGUCUGUACUUGAAAGAACUCGGCAUUAAACAUAAACCAAGCUCACCAUUAUGGCCCCAAGGAAAUGGACAAGCCGAGAACUUUAUGAAACCACUUGUAAAGGCUGUGAAAUCUGCUCAUCAUGAAAACAAAGAUUGGAAACGUGAGAUGUUUAAAUUUUUGCUCAACUACAGAGCUACCCCACAUUCCAUCACUGGCAAGUCACCGUCCGAGUUGCUAUACAACCGUAAGAUUCAAACAAAAUUACCUCAUGUGACAGUCGAAAAUGAUUCUUCACUUCAUCAAGAGGUGAAGGAGAGAGAUGAAAGGUUGAAAAAAAACCAAAAAGAAUAUGCUGAUUCCAAAAGAAGAGUUAAGUGUGCUGACAUCAAGAAAAGUGAUUUAGUUUUGGUGCGGCAACCGAAAUAA